CCAACGCAUAAGUCCACUGAUAAUCUCUAAAGCUGGGCUGGUGGUGGUGUCGAGAAAAAGUAGGGUUUUGAAUUUUGGGCUGUAGUAAUGGGUAUCUACUAAGUACCUUUUUAGACUUCUCUUUUCCAUUUCCAUUUCCAUCCUUAACUUUUUUUUUUAAGUGUUUUCGGCUUGUUCCCCACUUGGGAUUCUUCUUACGCCAACCACUACUACCCUAGAAAUUGUCGGCUUUUUACUUUGAAUCCCCUUGGAUAUUCCACAUUACAUAUUUAUACGAUGAAUAUGCUUUCACUUGAUUCUGUCAAAUGUGUUUGAUUAGAAGAUACGAUUUUUGGUACGAUGGAUUCCAAUGCUAAGUCAUCAUCCCCUAUGAACAUACCAAGUCAAGAUCACGGGAAUGGAGUUUCAAAUCCAGUUUUCGGUGAGGAUGAUUUCAAGGCUGUCAAGGGUGCUGAGGAGCAGCCACAGCCACCACCACCUAUUACAAAAUGCCCUUCACCGGAAAUUGUCGGUGGUUUCAGUCCAAGUGCAAACAGACCCCCCAGAAUCCCCACUACAGAUUCUCUUACCAGAAGAAAGACAUUCGUAAGGUCAGUUCUUUCGAAACCCAAGACUAGAUUCGGUGAACAGCAACUUCCUGUUGAUUCAAAUCUCAUGGAUGAAAUCGGCACAACCUUACAAGAAAAUGCUCAAGAGAAUGCAUUCUCCCCAACCGUAAGUUUGUCCAACCGUGCUUCUCCUCUGAACAAUUUAAUGCCUUCUAGGAGUAACAGUCUGAGGGAAGCCAUUAGAUCACUUUCCUUGACUCCCAAAGCAGCGGGCCUGGUUGGAGAGGAUGAAGCUGAGAUAAUCUACAAGAAAGUCGAUAGCCAGCGUAAAUUGAAGAUCCAAAGAGUGAAAAAGAAAGUUUUAGUGGAAUGGGUUGUCUUCUUGCUCAUCACUGGUAGCCUGAUUGCUAGUUUAACACUCCAUAAACUGAAGAAUUGUGUAGUUUGGGGUUUGGAAAUCUGGAAAUGGUGUUUGCUAGUUCUCGUGACGUUUUCUGGGAUGUUAGUUACCAAAUGGUUCAUUAACAUUAUCGUCUUCUUAAUUGAGAAAAACUUUCUGUUUAAAAGGAAAGUCUUAUACUUUGUUCAUGGUAUGAAGCAUAGUGUCCAGGUCUUUAUAUGGCUCAGUUUGAUCCUCAUUUGCUGGAUUUCCUUUUUCAAAUACGAAGUCCAAAGAUCGGCGCAAACGUCUAAAUUUCUAGAUUUCAUCACUUGGACGCUUGUGACCCUGCUCAUCGGUUCUGUCUUGUGGAUGUUGAAAACGUUUCUUCUCAAGAUAUUGGCAUCGUCUUUCCAUGUCAGAACCUUCUUCGACAGGAUUCAAGAAGCACUGUUCAACCAAUACAUUCUCAGGACGCUUUCGGGGCCUCCGGUUAUGGAGUUGGCUCGAAUGGUGGGGAGAUCGAACAGUGCCGAUAGUCAAUUGAACCUUCAACGUAAGAAGAAGAAAACCGAAGCUAAGGUGAAAGAGGUGGUUGAUAUGAACAAACUAUAUCAAAUGAAACAGGAAAAGGUAUCGGCCUGGACAAUGAAGGUUCUUGUCGAUGCCAUUUCGAAAUAUGGGUUGUCCACGAUUUCCUUUUCCAAUGCCCUCGAUGAAAAUUAUUUUGACGGAGAAGGAGAACAGGCGGAUAAUGAGAUCACAAACGAGAUGGAAGCGAUUGCUGCUGCUUAUCAUAUUUUCGUUAAUGUAGCAAAGCCAGGCAGCAAGGUUAUUGAUGAUGAAGAUCUGAGAAGAUUCAUGAUUAAGGAAGAGGUUGAAGUUGUGUUUCCACUAAUGGAAACAUCUGACGCUGGACAAAUUGAUAAGAAAUCUUUGACAGAUUGGGUGGUGAAAGCAUAUCAAAGCCGAAAAGCUUUAGGACAUGCUCUUUCAGACACUAAAACAGCCGUGAAACAACUAAACAAACUUCUAACCGCAAUUCUUCUCAUAAUCAUCUUCAUCAUAUGGAUUAACAUGACGGAGAUUGCCUCAACCAAAGCACUUGUAUUCCUCUCGUCGCAGAUUUUAGUGGCAGCCUUCAUUUUCAAGAACAUGUGCAAGACCAUCUUCGAGGCUCUCAUUUUUGUAUUCGUUAUGCAUCCUUUUGACGUGGGGGAUCGUUGUGUCAUCGAUGGAAUCCAGAUGACAGUUGAAGAGAUGAAUAUCUUGAGCACGGUUUUCUUGAGAUUUGAUAAUGAAAUGAUUUAUUACCCAAAUGCUGUUCUGGCUAUGAAACCCAUCAGUAAUUUCUAUAGAAGCCCGGAUAUGGGCGAUUCGAUGGAGUUCUCGAUUGAUUUCUUCACGCCAUUGGAGAAAAUCGGAGCGAUGAAGGAGAAAAUAAAGAUACAUUUGGAGAAGAACUCCCACCAUUGGCAUCCUAACCACAACUUGGUGGUGAAAGAGAUUGAGAAUGUGAAUAAGCUAAAGAUGGCAUUGUUUUUCAACCAUACAAUGAAUUUUCAGUUGUAUGGGGAGAAGACGAGACGAAAGACUGAAUUGAUACUUGAGAUGAAGAAAAUCUUUGAGGAAUUGGAGAUCAAAUAUCAUCUUUUGCCGCAACAAGUUCAUCUUCUUGGCUCAGCUCAAACUAGUAGUAAUGUCGCUGCCACCUGAUAUUCUCGUAAUUCUUGCCUCGGGAGACAAUUGUUUUUUCUAAUGAAUUGAAUUUAGCUAAGUUUGAUUUAUUUUUUCUUGCUUUAGAUUAUUUACCUAAGAUUCUGUUCUACUAGUUCUUCUUCCCUUGUCUUUCAUGCAUGUAAGUUGUGAGAUUUUCUUGGUCUAAAUACCAUGUCACCUGUUUAAUAUUAUUGCCAUGAUUUGGCUGAAACUUGCCAAUUGAUGAAUACUCUAGCUGAUUAUCAUCCUGGUAUGCUUUUAUAUAUUUAUAUUAAAGUUUGUAAAACAUUUAUAAUUCA
Molecule: messenger RNA, 2945 nt
Organism: Impatiens glandulifera
Lineage: Eukaryota; Viridiplantae; Streptophyta; Magnoliopsida; Ericales; Balsaminaceae
Product: mechanosensitive ion channel protein 10-like
Exons: 5
Coding region: 340-2643 (767 amino acids)
Biological process (GO): detection of mechanical stimulus; monoatomic anion transport; transmembrane transport
Cellular component (GO): plasma membrane
Molecular function (GO): mechanosensitive monoatomic ion channel activity
Source: RefSeq, a predicted model, not a curated record